Melanaphis sacchari is the source of this 2265-nucleotide messenger RNA. RefSeq names its product heat shock protein 68-like. The record is from RefSeq and is a predicted model, not a curated record. The coding region runs from base 236 to 2158 and encodes 640 amino acids. Gene Ontology annotation, biological process: protein refolding; cellular response to unfolded protein. The transcript has a single exon. Gene Ontology annotation, cellular component: cytoplasm. Gene Ontology annotation, molecular function: ATP-dependent protein folding chaperone; ATP hydrolysis activity; heat shock protein binding. NCBI's taxonomy places the organism in Eukaryota, Metazoa, Arthropoda, Insecta, Hemiptera, Aphididae.
CGGCUCCAGUUUUGAUUUGAGAGCGAUAAUGUACGUUAUAUUAACAAGAUAUUGACUUGUUUUAAACGUUACAACUUUCAGUGUUCCUAUUAUUUAUUUUACGAAUACGCAUUUAUUUAACUCUGCCGUAAAAGUGAUUUUAAGUAGUUUCAAAAUCGGUUUAUGGUAUUGAAGUAUAUAUAUUCACAUUUCAGUUUCGUAUUAAUUGUGAGUGUGUAAAUCGACGAUUGACAAAAUGAGUGGAAAAACAGCGAUCGGUAUCGAUCUGGGCACCACCUAUUCCUGUGUGGGUGUCUGGCAACACGGAAAAGUAGAAAUCAUCGCCAAUGAUCAAGGUAACAGGACCACCCCGAGUUAUGUGGCGUUUACCGAUACUGAACGAUUGAUCGGUGAUGGGGCCAAGAACCAGGUAGCGAUGAAUCCCGUCAAUACGGUGUUCGAUGCCAAACGUUUGAUCGGCCGUCGUUAUGAUGAUGAUAAGACACAAACGGACAUUAAGCAUUGGCCAUUCAAAGUGAUAAACGACGGCGGAAAGCCCAAGAUCCAAGUGGAAUUUAAAGGUGAGCGUAAAGUGUUUGCUCCGGAAGAGAUUAGUUCGAUGGUGUUGUCGAAAAUGAAGGAGAUCGCGGAAGCGUACUUGGGCCGUAACGUGACGGACGCUGUCAUUACGGUGCCGGCCUACUUCAACGAUUCACAGAGACAAGCAACUAAAGACGCGGGCGCCAUAGCCGGUUUGAACGUAAUGCGGAUAAUUAACGAACCGACGGCCGCAGCCCUGGCCUACGGUUUAGACAAAAACCUGAAAGGAGAAAGAAACGUCUUGAUAUUCGACUUGGGUGGCGGCACCUUCGACGUUUCAGUUUUACAGAUCGACGAAGGUUCGAUAUUUGAAGUUAAAUCCACGGCUGGCGACACACACUUGGGCGGUGAAGACUUUGACAACCGGCUGGUGAAUCAUUUAGCCGACGAGUUCAAGAGGAAAACCAAAAAAGACGUACGCGCUAAUCCGAAGGCGUUAAGACGGUUGAGGACGGCCGCCGAACGGGCUAAGAGAACAUUGUCGUCUAGCUCGGAGGCUACUUUGGAAAUAGACGCUUUAGUAGAUGGUAUCGAUUUCUACACACGAGUUUCUCGUGCUCGUUUCGAGGAGCUAUGUGCCGAUCUAUUCCGGUCGACCCUACAACCGGUGGAAAAAGCGUUGGCGGAUGCCAAGUUAGAUAAAGGAGACAUACAGGAUGUGGUGCUCGUGGGUGGAUCGACAAGAAUCCCGAAGAUCCAGAAUCUCUUGCAAAAUUUCUUCUGUGGUAAGCCACUCAACUUGUCCAUCAACCCCGACGAAGCAGUAGCCUACGGUGCUGCUGUGCAGGCGGCCAUUCUUAGCGGUGACACGAGUUCUGCAAUUCAAGAUGUGUUACUCGUGGACGUCACUCCGUUGUCAUUAGGCAUUGAGACCGCAGGCGGCGUUAUGACCAAAAUCAUUGAACGCAACUCCACCAUUCCGUGCAAACAAACCCAAACUUUCACCACGUACGCAGACAACCAACCUGCCGUCACCAUCCAGGUGUUCGAAGGAGAAAGAGCGUUGACAAAAGACAACAAUCUUUUGGGAACAUUUGACCUGACAGGUAUACCUCCAGCGCCCAGAGGAGUACCUAAAAUCGAAGUGACUUUCGACAUGGACGCCAACGGUAUUUUGAACGUUUCGGCCAAAGAUAAUAGUUCUGGGCGCUCUAAGAACAUCGUUAUCAAAAAUGACAAGGGACGUCUCUCUCAAGCUGAAAUCGAUCGUAUGCUCAGCGAGGCCGAACGGUAUAAAGAAGAGGACGAACGACAGAAGGAAAAAAUCGCGGCCAGAAAUCAGUUAGAGAGCUAUGUGUUUGGUGUGAAACAAGCAUUGGACGAGGCUGGUGACAAGUUGACCGAAUCUGAGAAAAGUACGGGUAAGAAGGAAUGCGACGCAGUCAUCGACUGGUUGGAUAGAAAUCAGUUAGCGGACAAAGAUGAGUACGAAGACAAGUUAAAAGAAAUCCAAAACAGUUGCUCGACUCUAAUGUUGAAGAUACACGGCGCAGGAAAGGGCGGAGCACCUAAUAUGCCUCCUGGUGCUAAUGGUUUCGCUGGAGCAAGAGGAGGACCUACUGUUGAAGAAGUCGAUUAAGCUUAAUACGAUGUCAUCGGAUAUUUGUAAAAUCCUAUUUUGGACUGUAAUCCUACAUUUUUAUGAAUUCCUACUAGUUUUAAAAUUAAUUGUAGAUUUUAGUAUUA